UGGAGGUAAGACAGGCAGAAAGAGGGCUCUUCCUGAGUUGAGCUGCUCGCUGUGUGGGGCUGUUCUCUGCUUCCUCCAUUCCCAAACUAUGGAUUAAACCCACUCUACUCAUUUCUCUCUACGAACAUCUGAGCUACAAUGGAGCAGAUGAGCGACCAGGACAGCAGCGCCUCCGCCUCUCAGACAGAGGGAGAGUUUGAUGGAGAGAUGGACGGAGAGGUGGAGAGUGAAGAAAAAAGAGACGACAGACACAGCGACAGUUCAGCGCCCAGCCUGUCCAGCUUCUCCUCGUCUCUGCGCGCCGUCAUUCGCAUCAAACAGAAGUACCAGGCCAUGAAGAAGCGGCGUCAGGAGCUGGCCCUUGGGCUGGGGGGAGCAGGGACCCUCACGGGAGCCCCGGCGCGAACCAGCCCCAAAAUCUUCACCUUCGACGGACUCACCCCCUCGGCCUUCCCCACCCUGUCGUCCGCCGCUCCUCCGAAGAAGAAGAGGAGGAGGAGGAAACGGGUGUUGUUUCCCAACAGCGGGGGGCGCAGGUGCCCUCCGAAGCAAGAGCGCAGCCGAGCCAAGUAUUGCCUUUACCUGCUCUUUGCCAUCGUCUUCGUCCAGGUGUACAAUGCCAUAGAGAACCUAGAUGACCAUGUUCUCAGGUAUGACCUGGAGGGGCUGGAGAAGACGCUGAGGAGGGAGGUGUUUGGGCAGCAGGGAGCAGUGGAGGGUCUGCUGUCCCACCUGAAGGACUACCUGUCCACCUAUGUCCACAACAAGCCCCUGGUGGUGUCCCUGCACGGCCCCAGCGGUGUGGGCAAGAGCCACCUGGGACGCCUCUUGGCUGGACACUUCCGCUCCGUGGUCGGGGAGACGCUGGUGCUUCAGUACUACGUCCUUCACCACUGUCCCCAAGAGGCCAACGCCCUGCAUUGUGCCCGCAACCUCUCCGCCAUCAUCUCAGAGAUGGUUGAACGAGCCGAGGACGAGGAGAAAAUCCCGCUCUUCAUCUUCGACGAGGCCGAACACAUGCACGGCGAGAUCCUGGACGCGCUGUGGCAACUCGUGGCCUCCAGACAGUCCAACGAAUACCUGAACGCUAUCUACCUGUUCCUGAGCAAUCUGGGUCAUGCACACAUCACCAAACAUAUGCUGCACAACUCCUCAAGUAUUUCUCUGGCAAUGUCUGCGUCUGGUCGUCAUAGUAACCUAGUAAAAGAGCUGACUCCAAUAUUACGCAACACUCUGGAGAAGCUUCACGUACUGUGGACAGAGGCUGACAUCUUACCUCUGGGCCUUCUGGAGAAAGGUCACGUGAUGGAGUGCUUCCUGGAUGAAAUGACUCGAGAGGGGUUCUACCCGGAUCAUACCAACAUAGAGCGUCUCGCAGGGGAGAUAGAAUACUACCCUGUGGUAGGAGGGCAUGAAUAUUCCAUGACAGGCUGCAAGCAGGUGGUGGCUAAGGUCAAUCUGCUGUGAAACCCUUUGCAGGAAAUGUCUGGAUGUUUCACAUUCUUUAAACCACGAAGAAACAGAGUGUGAGAAGUGAAUGAGGGUUUAUGGUUGUGAAACUUGAGUGACACAACUCAGACCCAAAGUUUCAAGAGCAUGUUUUUCAGACUGAAAAAAGAGAAGUCUGUUCACAGACAAAGGAUGCUGAAGCUGUUCGUCUCUGCUGUGGGAAAUUGCGUAAAUCCUGUGAAGAGCUUUGAAAAUGGCAAGUCCACAAACAGUCCUUAAAGGGUCGGUUUAGAUUAUGAAAAACCUCUUGCAAUAUCUGACCAUUCAGAUAGUUUGUUAUAGCUGACCAGAUUUUGAGAUAUCCACCGUUGUCAACAGUUUUUGUAAGGUGCAUUAAAUAUUCAGAGUGACCUGUGGAAAGACACACUGACACAAAGACUUUUUAGCCAUGCUAGUCGUAGGGUGCUUGGGAUGGCAAUGCUGUUUAGCCGAGGGUCGACCACCUUGGAUCCAGACUGAAAUAUAUCAGAAACAACUGGAAAGCUGGCAUCAAAGUCUGUACAUUCAUGGUCCCCAGAGGAUGAAUCCUCAUGACUUAUGUGAUCAUUUGACUUUUCAUCUAGUGCCACGCAGCAAUUGGUUGGAUUGUCAUGAAAUUAGGGUCCAAAAAUAAUAUUCAAGGUCCUGAGAGGAUGAAUCUUCAUGACCGAAAUUUUUUUCUUCCAGCCCUACAAGCAAGUUUAUAUUUUUAGUUCUGAGUGAAUAAUCUCAUUAAGUUUUUGAUGGAUAGUCAGAACGUUUGGUUCAAGCAUUCAUGUUCAUGCACUGAACGUGCAAAACUGACAUUAUGGCAUUCCAGUCAGCCUCAACUGUGCUUUGUGUCUUACGCUAAUUUGCAAAUGUUAGCAUGGUAACACCCUACACUAUGUUCAACAUGGCAAACAUGGCUAUUCAUCAGCAUGCUAGCGUUGUCAUUUUGAUUACAUCUGCACGCUGCUGUUAGCAUCUAGCUCAAAUGACAACUGAGGUCAAGUACAGCCUCACAAAGAUGCUAGCAUGGCUGUGGACUCUAGUCUUUAAAACCCUGGACAAAUAAAAUCAAAACUAUCUAAAUGGUUAGAUACCGCCAGAGGUAUCUGAGGUAAGUUCACGGUUUGAGUGGACUGUCCCCGAAACCUCUUUAACCUCCUUUACAUCACAACUACUUUAUCAGGCAGCUCAAUCAGGCAGAGCAGGAAAUGAGUAAGACCAAUACUAAUUCAUUUAGAUCAGUUCAGAUAUUCAUAACGUGGCAGUUACUAACACACAUUUUCGAAUGAUUUUGUGAGAAAAGUCAAAUGUAGGACAGCUUUUAUUAAUGCUUGUGCAAGUCAGCAGAUUCUGUAGAUAUUUCUGCAGAAUCAGUGUAUAACCUGUGGAUUUACUGAAAUAUUAUACGCUAUGAAAACUGUAAUAAGAUUUAAGUACUUGAUUCUGCCUUGGACCUGUAGAUGCUAGUAGCUGCUAAUCACUAGUUUUAGCUGUGAACUGAGUAGGAGGAUGAAUCUUGUCUGCACACACAGCAUCUCUCUGAGAACAUGUGAUCCCUGACAGGUUUAUUUAUUAAAGGAAGAUAUGUUUUCAUGGAUAAACUACAUGUUCACAUCCAAGCUAACUGAACUCAACGUCAACACAGCCUAGACAGAAACAAGGAAGUGGAUUUUCACUUCUGUCCCAUCCCACUCCCACAAAAAUACUCAUGUCCCAUCCCAACCCCAGAAGAAUGACUCCUGUCCACGCAUGUGUCCGAAUUUUGCUUUGGGAGUGUUAUGUGUGUGUGUGUGUGUGUGUGGGGGGGGGGGUUAUUGAUUUUUAAUGUUUUGUUUUUUUAUGUUCUCACUAUCCUUUUCAGAUUACUUUUAGGCAGAGUUUGAAAGAGUACUAUAUUAUUAUAUUAGUAAAAGUACUAAAGAAGUUACUACUUACUAUUUCUAUUACUGCUCAGUAAUUAAGUUAAAAUGUACUCUUUCUUUAAUCAUUGUGUUCAUGUGUUGGGGGGCUGUCUGAAGAUAAAUCAUGCUACUGAAACUGCAUUCAAUGACAAUCCAACAACACUAGUGUAACAACAUUACACCACCGAGCCCUGAUGUCUAAACCAACAAUAAAUUCCAUUUGUACAGACGGA
Messenger RNA from Chelmon rostratus (copperband butterflyfish), 3613 nucleotides. RefSeq names its product torsin family 4, member Aa (gene tor4aa). The record is from RefSeq and is a predicted model, not a curated record. Lineage: Eukaryota; Metazoa; Chordata; Actinopteri; Chaetodontiformes; Chaetodontidae. The transcript has 3 exons. Gene Ontology annotation, cellular component: endoplasmic reticulum lumen; nuclear envelope. Gene Ontology annotation, molecular function: ATP hydrolysis activity; ATP binding. The coding region runs from base 139 to 1467 and encodes 442 amino acids.